This is a messenger RNA of Linum trigynum, 955 nucleotides long. The record is from the annotation of a GenBank genome assembly. NCBI's taxonomy places the organism in Eukaryota, Viridiplantae, Streptophyta, Magnoliopsida, Malpighiales, Linaceae.
CCAGUCAUCAUCAGCUCGACCCUCAAACUCGAGCAAAAGAUAAGAUUGGUGGCCCUAUUGAAGUAGUACGAGCGAGCUCUAGCGUGGAAGAUCACUGAUAUCCGUGGGAUCAGCCAUUCCUUCAGUUACCACUAGAUAUUGUUGGAGGAUGAGAUUCAGUCGAUGAGACAGCCCUUGUUGAGAUUGACACCGAACCUGAAGGUUGUGGUUCGAGCGGAGAUUAUCAAAUUGAUAGAUGCUAGAAUCAUCUUCGCCACUUCUGAUAGUGAGUGGGUCAGUCCCACUCAACUGGUGCCUAAGAAGGGUGGGAUGACUGUGGUCCCAAAUGAGAAGAAUGAGCUCACUUCCCUCUGCCACAUCUGUCAAGGGGAUCCACAGUUUCUUGAGCCAUGCGCGGUUCUAUAAACGGUUCAUCAAAGACUUCUCGAUGAUUGCCCUACCACUGACAAAGAUCCUAGAGAAGGAUUUCCCCUUCCAUUUCACUGGCGCAUGCACAACAGCAUUUGCAACAUUGAAGGAGAAGCUCACUCAUGCUCCUAUCAUGGUUACUCCCGAUUGGACCUUACCGUUCGAGCUUAUGUGUGAUGCAAGUGACUUUGCAGUUGGAGCUAUCCUGGGGCAGAGGCGAGACCAGCAUUUUUGUCCUAUCUACUAUGCCUCAAAGACCCUCAAUGAAUCCAGGAGAACUACACCACCUUAGAGAAGGAGUUGUUGGUGGUGGUGUUCGCCUUCGACACGUUUUUCCCUUAUAUGGUCUUGUCCCGUAUGAUAGUGUACACAGAUCAUUCCGCAAUAAGAUACAUGAUGAGCAAGGCUGAUGCCAAGCUUCGGCUCAUACGAUGGAUCUUAUUACUACAGGAGUUCGACAUCGAGAUCCAAGACAAGAAGGGAGACGAAAAUGUUGUUGUAGGAUCUUAUCAUUGCAGGAGUUCGACAUUAAAAACUUGACUCGCAC